AUGCCCUUCACCGGCGACGGCCAGGGCCCUCGGCACCCAGAAGCGCAAAAUGGGGGAUUCGGCGGCUGGCUGCGUCGUGGCUCGACUCCCUCAGUAAAAGACGCGCCCAGAUCGCCAGACACGACUCCCAGGUCGGUGCGCACCUCAACGAUAUCUAUGGCCCCGACAAAGACGACGCCACAGUCCAAGCUCGGGCUUUUUGCCUCGUCUGUGAGCGCCUUUGCAAAGAACCUCGGCAACCAGGCCCCCACACAACACAUUGAUAUUGACGAUGAGCUGUACAACAUGGACAUCGAGGCAGCGCUGUUCCCUGCGGCCGCGUCGCCGACAGAGAGGGAUACUUUCUCCCCGGCCGCCUACAAGAAUCUUCAGACAAAUGCCGUCGGCCUUUUGUUGAAGAUGCAAAAUGCUUAUCGGGAGCGGACCGCUGCUCUUCAGGAGGUGCAGAACGAGCGUGAUGCCGAGCGGGAGGAGCUUGAAGAAGCGCGACUACGAAUCACAUUGUUCAAGGGCCAGCUCCAAGAAGUGGCGAAGAGAGCGGCGGACCAGGAGCAACAGAUGCAGGAUCUGGUCAACGAGCUACGUGCGGAGAAGAAGGCCAGGCACGAAGAACGUCUUGCGCAUGCCGCAAGCUCCGUUGCCAGCGAGGACCUCGGCAUCGACGAGGAAGACCGUCGGCGAUGGCGCGAGAGCAGUGGCACAGUCAAGAGUGACAUCAGUGCGGAGACGGACGUCGAGAGCGGCAACGAGAACGAGAGCAUCUUUUCGAGGAGCCGGAGCCCGACGGUGAUCACGAGCAUCACAGAGAGCGACUCCUCGUCACGACCCGCCACUCUGCACCCCCCUAAACUGCAGACGCGACAACUGACGACGCUGCAGAAGCUUGUCAAGAACAUGACGGGGGAUUCCGACAUGACCAGCGUCAACGGAUGCAGGAGGUGUAACGGUCAAGAUUCGAGCGUGGCGUGGGACACGGUCAGUCUUCUCCGGGACGAGAACAAGGGCCUCAAGCACCGCGUCGCGCAGCUCGAGGUCGCAGUGGAGGGGGCGCUGGAUCUGGUCAAUGGGAUAGCCGUGCGAUAG
Microdochium trichocladiopsis is the source of this 1083-nucleotide messenger RNA. RefSeq lists its product as uncharacterized. Lineage: Eukaryota; Fungi; Ascomycota; Sordariomycetes; Xylariales; Microdochiaceae. The record is from RefSeq and is a predicted model, not a curated record. The coding region runs from base 1 to 1083 and encodes 360 amino acids. The transcript has a single exon.